Messenger RNA from Drosophila takahashii, 1327 nucleotides. RefSeq names its product kynurenine formamidase (gene KFase). Lineage: Eukaryota; Metazoa; Arthropoda; Insecta; Diptera; Drosophilidae. Gene Ontology annotation, molecular function: lipase activity. The record is from RefSeq and is a predicted model, not a curated record.
CAAAAGCUUAACUAUACGUAAAAAGCUAACGGUUUUACAGUGCCAAUCCGGUUUGACUUGUUGUAACAAUUGAGCUCCGAUAUUGCAUUACAUUUGUCCGCAAACGCAGUUCCAUAAAUUAGUUGCCACCUAGAUUGAGAAUGUACAAUCCGAAGAGCAAAGACCUUGACCGGGAGUAUUUUCCCAGCUAUCAUACCCCCCGGUUUCAGGAUCAACCGGAACCGAAUAUUGCCGUGCUGGAGCACCAUGUUCGCCUAACCAAGCAGCAUGAAAGGGACUUGACCGCCAAGCAGGGCAUCAGCGUGGACCACAUGCGCUACGGGAGCGGUCGUCAGCUGGUGGAUGUGUUCUACAAUGAGAAGACCGGGAAUCAGGCGCCGCUUUUCGUCUUCGUCCACGGGGGCUACUGGCAGGAGCUGGACUUGAGCACGUCCUGCUCCAUCGUAGGUCCUCUGGUGCGGCGGGGAUACCGGGUGGCCGUCAUGGACUACAACCUGUGCCCCGACGUCACUCUGGAGACGCUGAUGCAGCAGUUCACCGACUUCCUCAACUGGAUCUUCGACUACGCCGAAAUGACCAAUGUGCUGGAGAUCACCUUCGCCGGCCACUCGGCCGGAGCCCAUUUGCUGGCCCAGAUCCUCAGGCACCAGGACAUGAUCAACCCGCAGAGGAGCAGGAUGGUGUGGGCUCUGAUCUUCCUGUGCGGCGUCUACGAUCUGAGGGACUUGUACAGUCUCGAAUCGGUUAAUCCGAAGAACAUACUGGGACUCAACCAGCGGAACGUUGAGAAGGUUUCGCCCAUGCUGUGGGAAUACACCGAUGUGGCCAUUUGGAGCUCCACUAGGAUCCACGUGGUGGUGGCGGAGCACGACAGCGUCACCUUCAUCGAGCAGAGUCGCCGCUUUGCCGAGGUGCUGAAGAAGAAUGGAUUCAAGACCAGUUUCAAGAUCUUUCCGAAAUACGAUCACUUCGAUAUUAUCGAGGAGACGGCCAUUGACGAAUCGGAUAUAUCUCGGUUCCUGCGCAACAUCCGCAUUGAAUAAAAUAGGCAGAGCCUCCAAACUUAAUUUCUCUUUUCUCACCAUUCGGUUUAUUUCGUACAACUAACUUAGACUAGUAGUAUUUCAUAUGUACACUAGCGUAUUUGUGUGGCUUGUACCCGAGGGUACGGACUUUGUAAUAAAUUAGCGUGGCGGGAUUUGUACGGAUGAUUGGAUUACCGAAAAUAUGUUAGGGGCGACAGUAAAGCUAACCAAUGUUAAUUCAUAGAACGCAUAGAGAAUUUGAUGCUUGAGAAAUAAAACAAAGAUGUGGUUAUUAUAGUUAA